GGAUUCUGUGGUCCAUAUAUUGAGUCAGUUAGGUUGUGUGAGUCAGGGGGUAGAAGUCUAAGUGGUGAGGAGUGGAACUACUGUCUAGUUGUGCGCCUGACACCAUGGUUGACCUCUGUAGUGGGAAAAGUACUACCCCUUACACCCAGGCUCAAGAGGAGCAAACCACCGCCAUCUUGAAAGAGAGAAAAGAGAAGAGGGAGAAGAAGGAGCUCCUUAAGCAUGCGAAGUUAAAGAUAAUAGCAGAGGAGCAGGUGGCGAAGAAGAAAAAGUUGGAGGAGGCGAUGAGGAGAGUACAACAGGAGGAGGAAGAGAAGAUUAGGGCUGCAGUAGAAGAGGAAGAAGAGGAGGAGCAGCCAGAAGAAGAAGAGCAGGCCUUCGAAAGGAGGCGUACGGAAGGAAGAGGAGAAAGCAGUGGCACGAAGGGGGAUGACCUGUGGGUGGAGAAGAAGAUCUCAGAGUGGGUGGCUAAUUUAUCCUUGGGAAAAGAUGAGGAGGCGAUUUUGUAUGUGCCGCAGGAGGAGAAGGAAGCAGCAACAAGGGAGAUCGAAGCGGCGAGUGAUCCCGUAGAAUGCCAGACCGUAAAAAAUAAGAAGAAGUUAAAAUGGAAGUUGCGUCUGGCGAGAGAGAAGAAGAGGAGAAUGGAGGAGGUUAACCAGGUGGCCAGGGAAGUGGAGAGUUUGCAAUCGUGUAGACAAGAAGUAGCAGCCCAGCCUGAUAUACAGGCUAAGUUAGACAAGAUCCUUGGGAGCAUUGAGCUCCUAGGUCGUGCCUGGAUUGAACAACAUCCGUCUGUUAGGGGCCAAGACAAGGCCCUCCAUUCCAUCCGGACCGGGUUUCGAGAGUUUGCGCGCGACGUGGUGACCCACGUCGGGACCGAAGUUAAGAGGCUGAAGGAAGGCGCAGACAAAUUCUGUGCAGGCACCAUUGAGGGCGCCGAAGUAGUGGCCACGAAAGAGGUCACAGCGCGUCCCCGCAAAGAGUCUGUCAAGCUCACGUUUCCUGAUUCUUAUAGCGGGAAAAAGGUCGACAACUUUGAUAACUGGGAGGCCAGUGUUAACACAUAUGUGUAUUUGCAACAUAUAGCGCCAGAGAAACAAGUCCUCGUGGUUUUCCAUGCGCUGAAGGAUGAAGCGGCCAGCUUUGCCAGGUCCCUUUCGCGCGCAACCGAUUGUGAGCACAAUAUGGUGGCGUACUCUAGGCUCACAUCUCUUCUUACGUUCCACAAACUUUUGAGAGAGAGGUUGACGUCACAAAAGGCGUCAGGGUCUCUGAUAAGCUGCAAAUCAUCCACUCUAGGCAGUGGAAGAAUGCGAGGGCACUCAAGGCCGUGAUGGACGAUCUGGUAGCCAUCCCAGAUCACGAGGUCACUAAGACCCAGUUAUUUAACUUGUUUUAUCGUGCCAUGCCAGAGCCCCUGCGAGGACACUUCUUUGACAAGACCCAACAAACCAAUAUUACGUAC
Chara braunii is the source of this 1465-nucleotide messenger RNA. The record is from the annotation of a GenBank genome assembly. NCBI's taxonomy places the organism in Eukaryota, Viridiplantae, Streptophyta, Charophyceae, Charales, Characeae.